Neohortaea acidophila is the source of this 1121-nucleotide messenger RNA. RefSeq names its product putative proteasome component Prs3. The coding region runs from base 220 to 1011 and encodes 263 amino acids. The transcript has a single exon. The record is from RefSeq and is a predicted model, not a curated record. Gene Ontology annotation, cellular component: proteasome core complex. NCBI's taxonomy places the organism in Eukaryota, Fungi, Ascomycota, Dothideomycetes, Mycosphaerellales, Teratosphaeriaceae.
CUCUCGCGGCUGGGUUAGUCAGCCACUGUCGGGCCCGAGCUCCUUCCACAUCAGCUUCGGCGGCCUGGCGAAACGUGAGGUCGUUGGCAUCAUCCAUCUCUGAACACUCCUUGCCAUUCACCACGAACCCGCACCCGUGAUCAUCGAAUCAACACAUCCUCAUCAAACUCACCACAUACACCCACUGAAUCAUCUCCACCUCGUCCCACCUCGGCCAUCAUGGCCUCCCUCUUCUCCGCCUCCCUCCCAUCCAGCGACCCAUCCUACUCCUUCAAUCAAGCGCCGACAACCGCCUCCGAACCCCGCCAACACGCCUUCUACCCCUACACCGACAACGGCGGCAGCACACUAGGCAUUAGCGGCGCCGACUUCACCAUCAUCGCCGGCGACACGCGCAGCACUAGCGGCUACAACAUCAACACCCGCUACGCGCCCAAGCUCUUCAAAAUCGGCGGCGACGGGCCGAACAACGAGAAUGCGCGCAUCGUGCUGUCCGUCGUGGGCUUCGCCGCCGACGGCCGCGCCCUCAAAGAGCGCCUCGACACCGUCGUCAAGAUGUACAAGUACCAGCACGGCAAGGACAUUUCGGUGCAUGCGUGUGCGCAGCGUUUGAGUCACUUGCUGUACAAUAAGCGCUUCUUCCCGUUCUACGUCACUGCGAUUCUCGGCGGAGUGGAUGACGAGGGAAAGGGCGCGCUGUACUCCUACGAUCCCGUGGGGAGCUAUGAGCGCGAGCAGUGCCGCGCGGCGGGUGCGGCAGCGAGCUUGAUCAUGCCGUUCCUCGACAAUCAGGUGAAUUUGAAGAACCAGUAUGAUCCGAACAGUGGGCCUGGGCUGGAGAAGAAGCCGAGGGAGGCACAGCCGUUGCCGCGCGAGACGGUGGAGCAGUUGGUCAAGGAUGCGUUUACGAGUGCGGUGGAGAGGCAUAUUGAGGUGGGCGAUGGACUGCAGACGAUGAUCAUCACCAAGGAUGGCAUUCAGGAGACCUACAGCCCGUUGAAGAAGGACUAGAUGGGGAGAAGGUCAUGGUAGGAGGGAAGCGGUGAAUUGACAUCUGCCUUGCGUGUAGCAAUGCGAGAUGAUCCUAGAGCAUAGCGUGGCAGAUAAUGUCUACCGACCAU